This is a messenger RNA of Klebsormidium nitens, 1396 nucleotides long. The record is from the annotation of a GenBank genome assembly. Lineage: Eukaryota; Viridiplantae; Streptophyta; Klebsormidiophyceae; Klebsormidiales; Klebsormidiaceae.
GAGGGAGGCUCAGGCCCAGGCCCAGGGCCAAGGAGCUGCAGAGAGUGGCAGGAAUCCAUUUCAAUCCUUGCAAGUUGCAGCACAAGAAAGCCAUUGCAGGGCGAUCCUGCAAGAGAGCAGCCUCAACUCGAAGAGAUCAUCUAUCCCCGACAGAGCAUUGCUCACUGUCGAGACAGUUUCUUUCGGCCCAGUUUGCGCUGGCUCCACUCUUGGCAGGAAGAAGCAAGAGGGAUGUCAGUACUUAGCUGCUAUGUCAGGGGUGCUUCUUUUGAAUAAUGUGGAGAGACUGAAUCAGAACCAGCUUCUCCAAUGCUGCGUCUCUACUAGGAACAUGAACGAGUGAAGACAUAGAGGAAAUUCUGUGGCCGUUGAAACUCUCUCCAAAAGGGGGAAGUCUCAUGGAGUCCACUCCGCACCCAAACAGCAGUAGGCAAAAAUUUUGACUCCUUGGCUCUGCGACGUACUGCUUUCGCCCCAGACAUACUUUCGUCUCCCAAAGCAGACGCUAGUUUCUUGAUUUUUUGUCUCAUAGCUGGCCAUGUCCGAAGAGGUUUCUGCGGCGGUGCGGGAGGAUUGGGACAACAGGGAGUUCGCCGACCAAUUGAAGCUAAGCAUUGCGCAGCUGUUUGAGUUCCUGGCGCGCUUUGAAGCGUCUACGCGCGACCGGUUAGCCCAGCUGGCGGAGAAGAUGACGUCACUUGAGGGGAAGAUGGAGCUGCUGGAGGCGCAGCAGCAGAGCCUCGCUGCGCCACCCAGGUGACGUCACGUUCUGAGCGGAUUUUAAAAGCAUGCGAGUUGCGGUCUUCCGCCUCAAGGAAUUAUGGAGUGCCUGUGAAAGAAAGCUCGAGUUAGGAGACGGCCAGUAGACCCCAGCACGCUUCCUUUGGGGUGUCUUCGAUCUCGACAUGCUGAGACUUUAUUCAGGGCUUGUAAGAAGCUUACUUACACCUUGGGGGUAUCUAGAAGAGUCGUCUCACGACGGUUCCUGAGCGGGAAGCAUUACACUUGAAUAAGUGGACCUGUCGCUGUCAUUAGAUGUACACCAUUCUGUCUUAGAAAUACAUGGAAGCGAAGGGGUUUGGUCGGGUCGAGGCCCGCCUUCCUCCUUGUGAACGCGAGUUGACCCGAACGUCAAUCGCAGCGCAACCGAAUAGCAUUCUGUAACAAGAUCUAGCCAUUAGGGCCGAAUGUGGCGGCCAAGUAGAGCCGAGACAUCAGGUAGAGUCGACAAAAAGUCGUCGUUAGCGUGCUAACUUAGAUGCUGGCUGUAAUGACUGGCUUUCCUAUUUCACAGCCAAUGGCGGCGCUAAGGACUGUCGCGUAUGAGUGAAUUGGCGCACACUCACCACAUUGAGUCGACAUCUUGACGUUCCAAAGUUUUUCCGAACAACCGCCC